Molecule: messenger RNA, 840 nt
Organism: Micromonas commoda
Lineage: Eukaryota; Viridiplantae; Chlorophyta; Mamiellophyceae; Mamiellales; Mamiellaceae
Exons: 1
Coding region: 1-840 (279 amino acids)
Source: RefSeq, a predicted model, not a curated record
AUGUCCGCCUCGCUCGCCUCCUCCGUCGCGCCUCCCCGCGUGGUGCACGUCGCGGGUCGAGAGCCGACCCGACGUCAUCGUCGCGCCACCGUGACGCGCGUUCUCGCGUCCCGAGACGCCGCCGACGAGGCAUCCAUGCCCCGUCGCACCGCGCUGGCGAUUGGACUCGCCUCGCUCGCGUCGACCGCGACGCUGAACGUCGUCGCGACGCCCCCCGCGUUCGCGGGCGAGGCGGACGACGCGAUCGGCACUCGCGAAUGGGACUUCAAGACGUACAAACUCAUCGCGCCGGACGUGUACGACGAGGUUAACGUUCCGCUGGCCAAUCCCGCGAACGGCGUGGCGUCCCCCACGGUGCUCCUCCUCAAGGACACCAGGCCCACGCAGGCUGGCAACACCAUCCAGCUGUCCAAGCAGCAGGUUCCCGAGGGGGGCAUCACGUCGGUGCGAGACAUCGGCUCCGCCCAGGAAACCGCGGAGAGGCUGGUGGCCGCCGAGGAGCAGCGCAAGGCGAGCAACCCGUUCAACAAGGUGACGCCCGAGAAGAAGGUGAGGGACGCGUACGAGCGCGUCGGCCCGGGCGGCUUGGUCUACUACACCGCCGAGUACACCAAGACUGUCAUCGGCGUCGAGAGGGUCAUCGUCACCGUCCUCGUCGUCGCGGACGGGACGCUCUACACCCUCACCGCGGAGGAGGACAAGGGUAGGUUCGAGUCCGAGAUGGGCGAGGCGCUCAGGGCGUGCGCCAGGUCGUUCGUGGUGGUCGCCCAGAGCGCGCCCGCGCCGGAGCCGAAGGCUGCCGAGAAGGAGAAGGCCGCCAAGAAGAGGGGACGCAACUGA